AUGUCGGCUGGUGAAGGCAUUGAACUGAGGCAGCAUCCAGAGGAGACCGAAGUUCCACUUCAUCCACACUGGCGGAGAAUCUUCAACAAGUAUGAUUUGAAUAAUGAUGGGCGAAUAUCGCUCGUAGAGCUGAAGAAUAUCAUCAGAAGUGCAUCAUAUGAAAGAGAUAUUCCUGAUGUUGCUGUUAGAGAAAUUCUGAGAAAAGCCGAUCAGGACCAGAAUGGCUACUUGGAGUGGGAUGAGUUCGUGCAAUUGGUGCACAUGAAAGAAUACAGAAGCUUGUUUGCAGCUGUACUUGGCAAAUAUAUCCGUGCAACUGUAGUUCCACGCCACAGAUUAUAUGAAGUUGAUGUAGUAGAUGGUACUGGGGAAUAUGAGGAGCAGUACAGUUGUUGGCCACCAGCUGUUGCCAUGAUUUUUAUCAGUGUUGUAGAGGUUAUAACAUUUCUCUGGGAUGUUAUUGCUGUAGGAACUAUGGCAGCAAAUGGCCCUGCUGCUACUGCUCUUAUGUAUAAUCCUCAUAAGAGAUAUGAAGCAUGGCGUUACCUUACGUACAUGUUUGUUCACGUUGGUGCAUUUCACUUGGUAGUAAACUUGCUGGUCCAAAUACUUCUUGGAAUACCAUUAGAAAUGGUGCACCGAGGCUGGAGAGUUCUAAUAGUGUACUUCGCAGGAGUAGUUGCUGGUUCCUUGGGAACCUCAAUAUCUGAUCCCUACGUAUACUUAGCUGGUGCUUCAGGUGGUGUAUACGCUAUCAUCACAGCCCAUGUGGCCACAAUUAUAAUGAACUGGAGUGAGAUGAAACUCGCAAUUCUGCAAGCUCUGGUAUUUUUUAUACUUGCUGCAAGUGAUAUUGGAUCUGCCAUAUACAAUCGAUAUGUCCUUAAGGAAGCAACACAGAUUGGAUAUGCAGCCCAUAUUGCUGGUGCUCUUGCUGGAUUACUUGUUGGUGUCAACGUUUUGCGCAAUCUUCAGGUGAAGCCUUGGGAGAAAGUUCUUCGGUGGACAUGUUUUGUCCUUUAUUUUAUUCUGAUGAUUGGUGCUAUUAUCUGGAAUGCAGCAUUUCCUGACUACUUCCCAGUGUCUUACUACAGAAAUUAG
This is a messenger RNA of Schistocerca serialis cubense, 1101 nucleotides long. Its product is annotated as rhomboid-related protein 2-like. The coding region runs from base 1 to 1101 and encodes 366 amino acids. Gene Ontology annotation, molecular function: calcium ion binding; serine-type endopeptidase activity. Gene Ontology annotation, cellular component: membrane. The transcript is spliced from 7 exons. NCBI's taxonomy places the organism in Eukaryota, Metazoa, Arthropoda, Insecta, Orthoptera, Acrididae. The record is from RefSeq and is a predicted model, not a curated record.